AUGCCAAAGCGUCGGAACAUUGCUACCGUAGUCAACCUCCAUCCUCCCACCAUCAUCAUCAAGCAGCUCAAGACCAUGGGGACCCGCAGCAUUGCAUGGUUUGCCUUCCUUUUCCUGGCUGCAACGUCGAGCCAGGCUCAGGAGUCCAACUCUCAAAGCUCACGAGCAUCGGCGACGAGUGUCGUCCCGACAACGCCAACAGCGACGGCUCCCGCAACAUCCUCUGCGACACCAACAACGCCAGCCUACCUGGCAUCAUGUCCGAGCGAGCUGGAACUUCAGAUCUCGAUCUGCCUUGACACCGUGGCUCGUGACGGCGCCGUGCUGCCAUGCAAUCCGGACGAUUGGUGGUGCAACUGCAACAACUGGCAAGGCAUCAUCUCCUGCUACCAGCCUUGCCCCGAUCUUCAAGAGCAAGCUGAUAUCGAUUGGAACCAGAACAACUGCCAGGGCCAGCACGGAUUCGCCAACCUGCUCGGAGGCAACUCCACCGGCUCCUAUCUCGGUUCGAACAUCACUACCACCGGAUCCAACGGACACACAAGAAGCUACUACAGCGAGAUGCCACAAGCCACCUCGACCAUCCCCACGAGCACCUGGUCCUGGCAGCCCACUGCGAGUCCUUCCGGCCAGGCUCGCGCCAAAUCGGCAGCUUCGCACCAGUCCGCCGUCAAGGCGAGCCUGCUUGCCAUCCCGCUCGUCCUCGCGACAGCCUCUAGUCUUGUGUACCUGUGA
This is a messenger RNA of Moesziomyces antarcticus, 735 nucleotides long. RefSeq lists its product as uncharacterized. The transcript is spliced from 2 exons. NCBI's taxonomy places the organism in Eukaryota, Fungi, Basidiomycota, Ustilaginomycetes, Ustilaginales, Ustilaginaceae. The coding region runs from base 1 to 735 and encodes 244 amino acids. The record is from RefSeq and is a predicted model, not a curated record.